AUGAAGAAGGAAUGGAUAAUGUCCGAUGAGGCUCGACUCGAGAAAAAACAGCGUGUUGAAGAGAAUCGGGAGCGUCGAAUGGCUGAUGCCAUUGCGCGAGCCGAAGCUGCUGAAGAUGAUGACGUACAGAACGACAUAGAUGUUCAAGAAAGGGUUCAUCAACAUGCUCUUCUAAAUCCAGAAUCAUAUCCUGAUCAGGUGAAAACUGACAUGAGACCUGAAGAAACUCCCUCGAACAUCAAACCUCCCGAUGAGCUCAGUUCGAAUGUUACCCAAGAGCACAGUUCUGUUCCGAUUGUGGUGUCACCUUUGCUAGAGGCAGGUUCAACGGCAGGUUUACUUGUAAUGCCUUCAAAUAAUCCUGUUGAUCCAUCAUUCAUGGCCCAAGCCCAACUUGCCGCGGCUGCUGCUGCUCAAGUUCAGGUACAGGCAGCGAUCAAGCAACAUCAGGUAGGUUGGAAGCUUUUUUUUUUGAAACGGUUAACGUGA
Messenger RNA from Angiostrongylus costaricensis, 489 nucleotides. The record is from the annotation of a GenBank genome assembly. Lineage: Eukaryota; Metazoa; Nematoda; Chromadorea; Rhabditida; Metastrongylidae.